CGGAAGAUGCUUUGGAUGAACCUCAUCCAGAGAAUAAUUUUUCUUUCUCUUACGGGACCAGGAAUUUUGGGGAACAUCCUCAUAUUCAUAAGACAUGCAUAUGUUUUUGCUUUGAUUCCUAAGAAAAAUACCAUAGAUUUUAUCAUCAUUCACCUGGCUUUUUCAAAUGCAAUCAUUAUUGGUACCACCAGAAUCAGAGAUAUCUCCACAGUUUUCUACUUCAGAAACUUCCUUGGUAGUGUUGGCUGUAAAACUGUGGUUUACCUGGGAAGGGUGGCCCGGGGCCUUUCCAUCUGCACCUCCUGUCUCCUAAGCAUCGUCCAGGCCGUCACUAUCAGCCCCAGGACCAACCUGUGGGGACAGCUCAAACCACAGACCACAUGGCAAGUUCUUCCCUAUUUCUUCCUGUUUUGGAUCAUUAAUUUUCUGACAAGCUCCAACUUGCUGCACUCCAUCACAGCAGUCAGCAGCAUGAACAGAUCUGUGAUUGGAACGUAUGCUGGGUAUUGUUAUUUGCUGCCAUCCAGGCAAAUCAUCAGCUGGCUUUUCCUUUCUCUCAUGGCUCUUCGGGACGUCAUCUUCCAGAGUCUCAUGGGCUGGAGCAGUGGGCACAUGGCUUUCCGUCUGUAUGAGCAUCACAAGCAUGUGCUCUACCUGCACAGCUCCAGGUUGGCAAAGAAUUCCAGCCCAGAAAUUAGAGCUAUGCUAAGCACUCUCAUUCUCAUGACCUGCUUCCUUUUCUUUUUUUGGACAGGUUUCAUUUUUUCCUUAUACAUAGGUUCCACUGUGAUGAAUGAAAUCACACUACUUUAUAUUAAACUGUUUCUAGAACUUGGUUACGCAUCUCUUAGCCCCUUUGUCCUGAUGAGCAGGGACGUUCGUGUCACUAAACCGUGGCCGCUCAACGAGAGGUGCACCCGACUCCAUUGUGCUCAGUUCCUGCAUGAACUCAGGAUCAGUGCGUUAGAAAUCGAUUAG
Messenger RNA from Fukomys damarensis (Damara mole-rat), 978 nucleotides. Its product is annotated as putative vomeronasal receptor-like protein 4. NCBI's taxonomy places the organism in Eukaryota, Metazoa, Chordata, Mammalia, Rodentia, Bathyergidae. Gene Ontology annotation, biological process: G protein-coupled receptor signaling pathway. Gene Ontology annotation, cellular component: membrane. Gene Ontology annotation, molecular function: pheromone receptor activity. The record is from RefSeq and is a predicted model, not a curated record.